GGCAUGUCAAAAUAGCUGAUCUAGGUGUUUGUAACGAAUUUUUCGGAGAAGAUGCCAAUAUAAGCAAUGAAUCGACAAGCGGAACUCCAGCCUUCAGAGCACCCGAAACUCUUAUAUUGGGACAAACCAAAUUUGAAAAGCUUCGUAACUCAAAUGUUGGAAAAGGAUGCCAUGCACAGGAUUACAGUUCCCCAAUUAAAGACGAAUAAAUGGGUUACCUCUGGUUCCCAAUAUUCUUUGCCGACAGAAGAGGAAAAUUGUAUGUUGGUACAAGUAGACGAUAAAGACAUGCGCUCCGUCAUACACAGCAUUCCAAAAUUGGACACACUAAUACUAAUUAAAACAAUGUUGAAAAAACACUCUUUUGGAAACCCUUUUGUAAAGGGAUAA
Drosophila eugracilis is the source of this 390-nucleotide messenger RNA. Its product is annotated as calcium/calmodulin-dependent protein kinase kinase 2-like. The transcript has 3 exons. NCBI's taxonomy places the organism in Eukaryota, Metazoa, Arthropoda, Insecta, Diptera, Drosophilidae. The record is from RefSeq and is a predicted model, not a curated record. Bases 67 to 390 code for a protein of 107 amino acids.